This is a messenger RNA of Varanus komodoensis (Komodo dragon), 2970 nucleotides long. It is a transcript of the gene ERO1B, whose product is annotated as endoplasmic reticulum oxidoreductase 1 beta. Gene Ontology annotation, molecular function: FAD binding; protein-disulfide reductase activity; thiol oxidase activity. Gene Ontology annotation, biological process: protein folding in endoplasmic reticulum. The record is from RefSeq and is a predicted model, not a curated record. The transcript has 16 exons. Gene Ontology annotation, cellular component: endoplasmic reticulum; endoplasmic reticulum membrane. The coding region runs from base 263 to 1675 and encodes 470 amino acids. Lineage: Eukaryota; Metazoa; Chordata; Lepidosauria; Squamata; Varanidae.
CGUCCCUUCUAUGUAGAGGGAAGAGCUUGCGAUAGGGCGCGCGCGCGAGGAGAAGAGGGAGCCUCGGCGGCCGCUGAAGAAACGAGCGAGGCGCAUCCGCCCGCUGGCUUGCUUGGCAGGUUCCUUUCCCGGCAGAAGCAGCCUCGGAAGCAGGAGAGGCAUUCUCCGGAGGUGCCGGCGCCCGCCCCGGACUCCUGGCUGUCCAAAGGCGGCGGCGAGGGGCACGGGCCCCCCUGGGCGAACGGCGAGAGGGUUCUGCAGCAUGAGCAGCAGCAGAGUCGCCCGAAGAACUGCAGCGUGGACGGGGCUAGCGGCGCAGCUCCUGCUGGCGGGGCUAACUAUUGGCUGUCUCGGGUGUACAAUAGAGGCCCAGCUCACAGGAGUACUUGAUGACUGUUUGUGUGAUAUAGAAAGCAUUGAUGAAUUCAACAAUUUUAAGAUCUUCCCCAAAAUACAGAAACUUCAAGAACGGGACUAUUUCAGAUAUUACAAGGUUAAUCUGAAGAGACCAUGUCCAUUUUGGGCUGAUGAUGGCCAUUGCUCUAUCAGAGAUUGCCAUGUAGAGCCUUGUCCUGAGAGUAAAGUACCAGUUGGAAUUAAAGCUGGAAGUGCUAACAAAUAUUCAAAGACAGCAAAUCAUACCAAAGAACUUGAAGACUGUGAACAAGCUAACAAACUGGGAGCAAUUAAUAGUACAUUAAGCAACCAAACUAAAGAGGCUUUCAUUGACUGGGCAAGAUAUGAUGAUUCACAGGACCAUUUUUGCGAACUUGAUGAUGAGAGAUCUCCUGAUGCUCAGUAUGUGGACUUGCUGCUGAAUCCUGAACGUUAUACUGGAUACAAAGGGCCCUCUGCAUGGAGAGUAUGGAACAGUAUCUAUGAAGAAAAUUGCUUCAAACCACGGUCAGUGUAUCGUCCACUAAAUCCACUGGCACCAAGCAAGGGAGAGGAUGAUGGAGAAUCUUUCUAUACAUGGCUAGAAGGUCUUUGUCUUGAAAAGCGUGUGUUCUAUAAGCUCAUUUCUGGACUUCAUGCUAGCAUCAACGUACAUCUUUGUGCAAAUUAUCUACUUGAAGAAACUUGGGGGAGACCUCGUUGGGGACCUAAUGUCAAGGAAUUCACCCAUCGUUUUGACCCUACUGAAACAAAAAGUGAAGGUCCAAGGCGGCUUAAAAAUUUAUAUUUCUUGUAUUUGGUGGAACUGCGUGCAUUGUCAAAAGUUGCACCAUAUUUUGAGCGUUCAAUUGUAGACCUUUACACUGGAAACUCCCAAGAAGAUACAGAAACUAAAUCUCUCUUGCUAGAAAUCUUCAGAGACACGAAGUCCUUCCCUAUGCACUUUGAUGAAAAAUCCAUGUUUGCUGGAGACAAAAAAGGGGCUAAAUCUUUGAAGGAAGAAUUCAGGUUACAUUUCAAGAACAUAUCCCGCAUAAUGGAUUGUGUUGGAUGUGAUAAAUGCAGGUUAUGGGGGAAGUUGCAGACUCAGGGUUUAGGAACUGCUUUGAAGAUCUUAUUCUCUGAAAAAGAAAUAAAGAACCUUCCUGAAAAUAGUCCAUCAAAAGGUUUCCAACUUACCCGGCAAGAAAUAGUUGCUCUUUUAAAUGCAUUUGGAAGACUUUCUACAAGUAUACGGGAACUGCAGAAUUUCAAAGUUUUAUUAAAACAAACAAGUUAACAAAGAGUUUUUAUCUACUGGUUAGAAAUAGCCAUUAAUUUGACACCAUGAAGAAUGAAGCCACUUUAUAAAAACUGUUCUAGAGGAAAGUAACUCUAAUAACAACUUGAAUAUUUAAAGUAGAAAAGGUUAGUCAUUGGACAAGAUAUUUAUGAACGAAGUACCUAAUUUUAAACAUGUAAAUUAUGUUCAUUUCUUCUAUUCUUCCUCUCUUUGUACACUUCUUGUACCAUCUUUUGAUAUGAACUUUUAUUGUUUCUCUCUUCUAUUCAGAGACUCUUACAUUACAUCAAAUUGCAGUAAUUUCAUCCAGACUGCAUUGUCCAUGUGGAAAAACACAGCAGUGUUGCCUAAAAAUAGCUGGUGGUGAUAUUUUAAAAUCUGUAUUUAUUUGAAGGACCAAAGUUUUGUUAAACAAGAACUUUUCCUUGUUGUUCUAUAUAUUUGACUUGUUUGUAACAAAAAGGGGCCAGUCAGGAUUUCAGUAAAAUAAGCCCCUUGGCAUCCAGGGGAGACCAGCUUUCUUUCACAUUCUAUUUUAUGUUCAUACUUGCUUCCCUGUCCCCCUUCCUGAAUUUUACAUUUGUCUAUAUCACAGCCAUCUUCUCUACGAGGAGACAAGAUUGAAUUGAAAACCCUACCCCAGAGUCCACCAGUUUUUCUUAUGCAUGUCUGCUGAGGGGGCCUUUAGAGUUAAGUGCUGCUAGCUUGAAAUGGUUUGAUCAAGCCUGCUAUUGGCUCUCUACUAUAUAGCCAAUUUCUCUAUUUACAUAGAGUGACACAUUUAAAGUAUCCCAUUCUAGGUCUUUCAAGAAUGCUGCCAAUUCCUCUUAUUCUGGUUGUCCUAUAAUUCAAGUACUAUAGGAAGAAUAAAGGCAAAUGACACCUUUCACAGAAGGACACAUUUAAAAGUUAAUUUUUGGAACUCAGCACUACCUAUGCAAUCUCCAAUUGUACCUUAAAAAAGAUAUACAAUGUCUGUAAUAAAACUGGUGUACUUUGCAGAAAUGCAAUCCUCAGUCAUUAACUACAGAGGGGAAUUUAUUUUCAUCACUGCAGAGCAAGAGCAGAUGAUGUGUUUUUUAAACCUUUAAAUCUGCAGUAAGAAUUCUGUAAAUUGUGAUGGAAGAGCUUAUUUGAAGACGGUAAUGUAAUAUUUGUACUUAGUAAGGGAUGUUUGAGUACAGCAUGAAUGUCAAUGUUGAUACAGUAUACAGACUUGUACAUAUUAUGUUUUGCUUUGAUAAGUAAAACAUUCUUUAUAAAAUGAAUUAAAAGUGCUCUUAAACUCUUCA